Molecule: messenger RNA, 1773 nt
Organism: Annulohypoxylon truncatum
Lineage: Eukaryota; Fungi; Ascomycota; Sordariomycetes; Xylariales; Hypoxylaceae
Product: prion-inhibition and propagation-domain-containing protein
Exons: 1
Coding region: 1-1773 (590 amino acids)
Biological process (GO): protein phosphorylation
Molecular function (GO): ATP binding; protein kinase activity
Source: RefSeq, a predicted model, not a curated record
AUGAAGUCUCAAGUAACUGCUAUGGACCUUGGAGCAGCCGGCGUUAGCUUCGCCUCUCUUGCGCUCCAGCUUUUCCAGGGUUGUGUCCAAGGAUUCAUAUUCUUUAAUACCGCUCAACAUAUUGGAGAAGACGGAGGCUUAUUUCGGGCGGGGUUGGAAUUUGAGAAAUACCGCCUGAUAAGCUGGGCUAGGAAAGCUGGGCUGCUGGAAGAAGAUGCUAAUCCUAGCCCGCGAGUGAGUUGGCAAUUGGCGACGAUGCUAUUAGAGCAACUGUCUGCGUUUGUGACAUCGGCGGAUAAACUUGCCAAGAAGUACGCGCUCAGCAUUUCCGAGGAGGCGAUCGAAGAGCGCGAAAGAGCAUUUGUUGCAGAACCACCCAAGCAAGGGCUCGCAAAGCUACUAUCUCGGUUGAAGCCAGAGAUAUAUAGCACCAGCGGCAAGAUAAUACAAGCCAAUAAUGGAGCCAUGAAACGCAUGCGAUGGGCUGCUACCGGCAAGGACAAUGCGAAGCGCAUAAUUAGAGAAAUCCAUGAUCUCAUAGACAAACUCGAAUCCCUUCUUGACUCUAUAGAUCGGGAAAGUCGUCGCGUCGAAGAUACACGCUUGCUAAGAAACCUAGUUUCUCUCUCAACCACAGCCACAGAGGUUAUAGAGCUCAGGGACAUGCUUGGAAGCAGUAUGAGCUUGAGCAAUAGUGAGAGGGCAAUUAGAGCUGCGGCCUAUGUUAAACAGAUAAGGCUCACGCUGGGAGCGGAUCGGCGAGAAGAUGAGGUCCAGCCAGUUGCGACGGCGGCAACUCGGAGUAUCAUGCCACCAUUGAAGGUUAUUAAGAAGUCUUUAAAGGCGUGGUCGGGGGUAGAGCUUCAAUUGGCCGGCAUCGAAUUUGCGAGAUACAACAAUAGUCAGGUAAUCGUCCAAUGGAAAAUUGCCGAGGGAACCUUCUGGGAAAAGUAUAAAGAUCAGAUGAAGAGUUUGGCUGUUCUUCUUAUGUCUUUUUCUCACACAUCGUUCCGAUCUCCCCAAUGCAUCGGGUAUUACCCAGGAGAGAGUCUUGGUCGUCAUGCAAUAGUCUUCUCCCUACCAGAGGGUACAUCUAGCCUGAGCAUGAAGAGUCUCUCGCAGCUUAUUUCGGAGGAAAAAGCCAUUUCGCUGAGCAGACGACUUGCAAUCGCUCGAGCUCUGGCCGAGACAAUACUCCAGCUUCAUACUGCUGGAUGGAUGCAUAAAGGUCUCACGUCGGAAAAUAUCAUCUUCUUAGCACCUGAAGGAUCCCAGAAUGAAGAUUUUCUUCGUUCCGAGCCCCUAGUCAUGGGAUAUGACUACGCACGGCCUGACACGGCGGACGCCGCGGUGGCCUUCACCCAGUUGCCUGAGAGUAAGCCUAGUGCUGAGCUGUAUCGGCAUCCACAGGCAAGAGGCCUCGCUAGAGAGACAUAUCAGAAGCGUUUCGAUCUUUACGCUUUAGGAUGCUUGUUCGUGGAGCUGGCAUUAUGGCAGCUUAUGGCGGAUGUUCAUACAAGUUUCACCACAAACGAUUUGGUAGAGAAAAUGGCCAAAGCAGUAGAGCCUGGUGCUACUGUCAUUGACAUACCGACACUAUCUGACUUGCUUGAAAACGAUGGGGCGUUGGCGAGCAUGAAACAUCAGGCUGGGGAACAAAUUGUAGAGGUCAUCUCAACCUGCUGUUAUAUCAACAAAGCCGAGGAUGGUAAAGAAGCCGCUCUGGAUGAGCAGCUGAAGGUAUUAGAGGUACUUUCUCAGUGUAAGCUAUGA